UUCCUCACUUUCGUUAGCAGAUCAAUUCGGAUUUUCUGGGGUAUAAAAGCGCCGGGUCGAGGUUACUGAGGCAUCAAACAUAGUUUAGCUCUUUGGGUCAAACCAGCAAAUAAACCAUAAACCAAAUCUCAACCUAAGCCAGGCGAAAAUGUCGAAGAUCAACGUCGUUGUACUUGUGGCCAUGUCCGUGCUGCUCGGAGUCCAGGCUCGUCCUUCCGAUUCCCCGGAUGCCCAUGCUGAGAUCCGGAGCUUUGUCAACGAGCUGAAGCAGGAGGAUGGCAGCUACAACUACCAGUUCGAGACGUCCAACGGGAUUGCGCAGCAGGAGCAGGGAGUGGGUGGCUACUACGCCAGCGGCUCAUCGCAGUACUACACACCCGAGGGCCAGCUCAUCCAGUUGACCUACACGGCGGAUGAGAACGGAUUCCAGCCGCAGGGCGAGCACCUGCCCACGCCCCACCCCAUUCCCGAGGCCAUCCUGAAGUCGCUGGAGUACAAUCGCAACCACCCGGAGGAGGAUGGGGAGUACGAGCACCACGACCAUCACCAUGACCACCAUGAGCAUCACCAGAGCCAUGGUCAGGAGCAGGGCAAGCAGUAUCUGCAGCCAGCCGGUGCUCUGCUCGCACCUGCGUCAUCGCCAGUGGUGUCCGUGGGUCAGGUCCUGCCCUACGACAGGAAGGUAUAAGGCUGCAUCCGUCCAUUGCAUCCGUAGCCUCCGCAUCCAUCUCGUCCAGCUGUCCAUGUUUUCGCCAGUCUGUUUGCAUAGUCAGACCAUCCAACAUACGGCAUCCAGCAUAUAUAGCGCACAUCAAGCAGCAGAAAGAACAUCGGAGCAACUACAUCUGGACGCGGUGACACACCCACUCACACACACACACUGUAUAUAUAUGUAGGAACCAUCAUACAUUUCCAUCAACAUGCUCCCGGGCUCCUCAAAGGUCCUUCGUCCUCUGACCCCGGCUCCUUCUCCAUUCCGUGUCCGUUGUCGGCUCGACUGACGUUGACAUUUAUUGCCAGAGAUAAUAA
Messenger RNA from Drosophila mauritiana, 1029 nucleotides. It is a transcript of the gene Cpr65Eb, whose product is annotated as pupal cuticle protein Edg-78E. Gene Ontology annotation, molecular function: structural constituent of chitin-based larval cuticle. The transcript is spliced from 2 exons. Bases 149 to 688 code for a protein of 179 amino acids. Lineage: Eukaryota; Metazoa; Arthropoda; Insecta; Diptera; Drosophilidae. Gene Ontology annotation, cellular component: chitin-based extracellular matrix. The record is from RefSeq and is a predicted model, not a curated record.